This is a messenger RNA of Penicillium angulare, 1359 nucleotides long. Its product is annotated as putative aminotransferase family protein (LolT). The transcript is spliced from 3 exons. NCBI's taxonomy places the organism in Eukaryota, Fungi, Ascomycota, Eurotiomycetes, Eurotiales, Aspergillaceae. The coding region runs from base 1 to 1359 and encodes 452 amino acids. The record is from RefSeq and is a predicted model, not a curated record.
AUGACCAUCGACAAUAAAAUCACCCCAUUUGGAAAACCAAUGCGCAAGCAUUGGAUGUUUGAUCCUUUAUACACACCUCUCAACCAUGGCUCCUAUGGCGCAUAUCCUUUUCCGGUGCGAGAAAAACGACGUGAGAUGCAAGAACUUAACGAUUUGCAACCGGACACAUAUAUUCGAGUGAGACAAACUGCGUUUCUGCGUAAGUCAAGGGCGGAGGUAGCGGCCCUCAUCAACGCGCCUAUGGAUGAAUGCGUGUAUGUCAAAAAUUCGACGACGAGCAUAGCUACCGUGCUUUACAACCUCAAUUUUCAAGAGAAGGAAUCUUUGGUCUAUUUCGAUCAUGUUUAUGGAGCUUUAGAAAAUGGUAUUGUCUCUCUGGAAGAACACUCACCCCUUCAGACACGCAAAGUUGCCUUUUCAUUUCCCAUCGAAGAAAGUGAGCUAGAGCGUCGAUUCCGCGAGACUGUUCGCCAGGCACGAGCCGAUGGGCUUAAAGUGCGCGCUGCACUUUUUGAUACAAUCACCAGCAGUCCUGCUGCUCGCUUUCCGUUCGAAUUAAUGACGGCUGUCUGUCGAGAAGAAGGCAUCCUCAGCAUCAUCGAUGGCGCCCACGGCAUUGGAAUGAUUCCUCUGGAUAUGCAGGAACUACAGCCUGACUUCUUCGUAACAAACUGCCAUAAGUGGCUCUACACUCCUCGGCCUGUCUCUUUGUUGUACUGCCCAAAGCGCAACCAGCAGCUUCUCCGCACACAGCUUCCCACUUCAUGGGGCUUCAUUCCCGCAUCUACUCCCGCAGAGGCCUUUUCAGCCCCUCCACAUCCAAAAAACCCCAACCCGAACACUUUAUUCGAACAUUUGUUUCAACACGGCGCUACAAGUGAUGAUUCUGCAUACGUAUCUGUCCCCGCCGCCCUGAAAUUUCGUCGAGAAGUCUGCGGUGGUGAGGAAGUCAUCAUGUCAUAUUGCCGUGCCCUGGCAAACGAAGGUGCUGAUAUCGUUGCCAUUGCUCUUGGUACAGAUGUUCUCCAAGAAAUGAAUUUGAAACCCGGCCAGAAGAGCCGUAUGCGUAACUGCUGUGUGAAUACUGUGCGCCUUCCUAUUGGCGUCGUGAAUGGAGAUGACGAGCCUGAGAUUCCAGGCUCGUGGGUGACGCUAUCAGCGAAGGAGUGGAGUCGUGCUUGGAUUCAUAUGCAGAAGAGAAUGAUGAGAGAUUUUUCCACAUUUGUUCCUAUCGCUCCUUAUGGAUCUUGGUUGUAUGUUCGUGUAAGUGGCCAGGUAUAUCUGGAAAGGAGUGAUUUUGAGUGGCUUGCAGAUGUCCUACACGAGAUGUGUAGGGAGGUUGCGGAUAAGAAAUAUUAG